Malaya genurostris is the source of this 2106-nucleotide messenger RNA. RefSeq lists its product as uncharacterized. Gene Ontology annotation, biological process: DNA integration. NCBI's taxonomy places the organism in Eukaryota, Metazoa, Arthropoda, Insecta, Diptera, Culicidae. The record is from RefSeq and is a predicted model, not a curated record. Gene Ontology annotation, molecular function: nucleic acid binding. The transcript has 3 exons. The coding region runs from base 1 to 2106 and encodes 701 amino acids.
AUGAACCUUUCUCCUUUAUUACAGGAAGAACAGCCUUUAUCGGCAGUCGAGAAUAUACAACUACAUGUAUUCGUUGAUGCAAGCUUGGUUGCGUUUGCCUGCGUAGCCUAUCUGCGGGCCGAAGUAGCGGGACAACUGCAGUGUACAUUAAUAUGCGCGAAGGCGAAGGUAGCCCCACUCAAAUUGACGUCGGUACCGCGACUGGAACUUCAAGCAGCACUGCUAGGAGCGCGAAUAAUGGAGGACAUCUGUAACACUCAUACUCUACCAAUCGCGAAGAGGUAUAUGUGGACUGAUUCGAAAACCGUUAUGGGCUGGAUCAAUUCUGAUCAACGCAGAUAUACGCAAUACGUCGCUUUCCGUAUCGGGGAGAUCUUGGAGAAAACGAGUAGAGCUGAAUGGCAUUGGCUUCCGUCGGAUUUGAACGCUUCAGACGAUGCUACGAAGUGGAAGGGGCAACCCGAUUUGAAUCCAAACGGCCGUUGGUUUGGAGAACCUGAGCUCUUGCAUAUGGAUGAGGCGUACUGGCCGUCAUCUCAGGGUGUAAACUACGAUACGAUCGAGGAGCAGCGCCCUAACCUGGUAAUCGAGCACGAAGUGAAUCGUUCGGUGUUCGACUGGGAGAGGUUUUCGAAAUGGCAACGUCUCACCAGAGCUAUCGGAUAUGUCGGUCGAUUCCUUGGGAAUCUGAAAGCGAAGAUACGGCGGGUUCCUGCUACACACGGACCACUAUCGAGAGAAGAAUUGGAAAUGGCGGAAACGUGGAUAUUUCGUGCCAUCCAGAAAGAGGUUUACUUGAAGGAAGUGGUCUUACUUUCGAAGCUUGACAUUGUGAAAAAGGGUGUUAAAUUAGGCGGUGGCAGUAAACUCUACAGACUCUCUCCGUUCCUGGACGAAAAGGGAAUUAUGCGCAUGGAAAGCCGAAUAAGCUUGGCGGCGUUUGCGUCGUACGAUACUAGGAACCCUAUCAUACUUCCUCGGAAUCACCAUGUUACAACCCUCAUCGUCAUGUGGUAUCAUCAUAAAUUCCUGCAUGGGAGCAGAGAAACGGUCAUCAACGAAUUGAGGCAACGCUUCCAUGUCUCUUACCUGCGCACCGUAGUUCGCAGUGUAACCGGAAAGUGUGCUGAAUGUAAAAUCCGUAAUGCUGUCCCCAGGGUACCGCUGCCGAGAGCCAGACUUGGAGCCUUCUUCCGACCAUUUUCGUUCACGGGUCUGGACUAUUUUGGUCCCAUAACCAUUCGAGUGGGCCGAUGCAAUGUGAAACGUUGGGUAGCGUUAUUCACGUGCCUAUCUAUCCGCGCAGUGCACUUAGAAGUCGUGCAUUCAUUGUCAACGGAAUCCUGCAAGAUGGCGAUUCGCCGGUUCGUGGCCAGACGAGGCUCUCCUUCCGAGAUCUAUAGCGAUGAUGCGACGAACUUCGUGGGUGCAAGCAACGAACUCCGAGACGAAAUCAAAGUCAUGAACGCAUCCUUAGCCGAGACUUUCACGAAUGCUACUACGAAAUGGAUGUUUGUUCCACCGUCUACUCCGCACAUGGGCGGCGCCUGGGAAAGGAUGGUGCGCUCCGUCAAAUCGGCUUUCUACGCAAUGUCAACUACGAAGCUCCCUACGGAAGAGAUAUUCGGUACAGUACUGGUAGAGGCGGAAGGUAUCGUUAACUCUAGGCCUCUAACGUUUCUUCCGUUGGACAAGGCUAAUCAGGAAGCCCUAACUCCCAACCACUUCCUUCUUAGUAGUUCCAGCGGGGUGGCACAGCCGCCGAGGAGACUGGUUGAGUCGGAUAGCGUGAAGCCGGUUAAGAAAGGUGACUUAGUAAUCAUCGUUGACGACGGACGCCGCAACGGGUGGACACGUGGAAAGAUUCUGGAGGUCCAACGAGGACACGAUGGGCGCGUGCGUCAAGCGUGGGUGCAGACUUCGUCUGGCGUUCUUCGAAGACCGGUGGCGAAAUUGGCGGUGCUGGAGGUGAACUCUGGUAAAACUGAUCCUGAGGACCUGGACCAGUGUUACGGCCCGGGGAAUGUUUCGGUGAAUAAAUCUGACCUCACUGGUUCACUGACUUCACAAUUACAGGCAACCCUGCCAAAUGACAGCGACGUGUAA